AUGAGUAUGCCACCCAACCACAAUCCUCCCUUCCCUGGCUACUGUGCACCCUUUCCCGUCAAUAUAUCGAACCUGGUCAUGGCUAUUAUUGGAGCUGCGUACCCUUUUAAGAGUGCUGAAGACGGCACCGGAGUCUCGAUGCUCGAAUCGUUUGUAAACUCGUCUCCGGGAGCCAGUCGCCCCUCGUUCUGGGAAACCACAUCAGUGGCCGACAGACGCUAUUACUACAACAUUGCUAUCAUUACGUACUGGCCUUCCGCUCUUGCAUUCGACUGCUGGAAAGCCGAGUCGGAAUUUGGGAAUUGGUGGAAAAAUGCGGACCGCAAGUCUGAUGGGCACGGAUAG
This is a messenger RNA of Ascochyta rabiei, 345 nucleotides long. RefSeq lists its product as uncharacterized. The record is from RefSeq and is a predicted model, not a curated record. Bases 1 to 345 code for a protein of 114 amino acids. The transcript has a single exon. Lineage: Eukaryota; Fungi; Ascomycota; Dothideomycetes; Pleosporales; Didymellaceae.